AUGGGUCUUAAAAGAUCUGAUGGUUUGUGUUCUUCUGUGGUUAUUCAAGGUGUUGCUUGGGCUUUGCCCUUGUCUACUGCACUGGUGGUAUCUCGGUGCCCACAAAAGUUUCCAGCUUUCUUUACUUUGGUAGCUCAAAGAUUGACCUUGUCUAUUGCACUACUGGUUUCAUGGUGGGUCCGUAUCAGAGACUUGGUUGGUGGGGCCAAUGUGGUUCAACCCGGCUACAUGAAAGGUGAUGGCCUUGGUGCUGAGGUUAUCGGUACCUUCGUUCUUGUCUACACUGUUUUCACUGUCAUUUGA
Lycium barbarum (goji berry) is the source of this 303-nucleotide messenger RNA. RefSeq names its product probable aquaporin PIP-type pTOM75. The coding region runs from base 1 to 303 and encodes 100 amino acids. NCBI's taxonomy places the organism in Eukaryota, Viridiplantae, Streptophyta, Magnoliopsida, Solanales, Solanaceae. Gene Ontology annotation, cellular component: vacuole; plasma membrane; plasmodesma. The transcript is spliced from 3 exons. Gene Ontology annotation, molecular function: water channel activity. The record is from RefSeq and is a predicted model, not a curated record. Gene Ontology annotation, biological process: response to water deprivation; transmembrane transport.